GCCGGACUUGACAUUUCUGCGUCUCGCGUGCCGAUGCGGAUCCCCGGACAACACCGCAAAGUCCGGCCAUCAACUGAAACGCGAAGUCCAAAAACACCAAACUACAAAAAGUCACGAUAAAUCAAAUAGAGUAGAAUAACAGCUCAUCAAACAAUUCAAUAAUAAUGGCCUUUAACAAAGUCUCACAAUUCACCAUCUUUCGUGGUCCUGGAAAGCCAACCGCGUUUCCAUGGUCCCCCUUCGUCAUCAAACUCGAAGCUCGUCUUCGUUUCGCCGGCGUGUCCUACAGGGUAGCCGAAGGAUCACCGAAAACUGCACCACGAGGAAAGAUCCCAUACAUUGAAGCUGAAAACGAGACUCUUAGCGACUCGACGUUUAUUAUCAAACGCUUUGUCGACGAUGGUCUCAUUCCUGACCUUGGUGCAAGCUUGAUGCCUGUUCAGAGAGCACAAGAUCUUGCGUUCAGAGCUCUUUUGGAAGAAAAGGUUUACUUUUACGGUACUCGUGAGAAAUGGUGUGAUAAUUAUUAUACCAUGCGCUCCAACAUUUUUGCUUCUAUGCCGUGGCUUCUACAGGUUGUUAUAGGAUAUCUUGCUGCUCGUGCAAAUGCAAGGACUGCAUAUGGACAAGGAACGGGCCGUUUGACAAACGAAGAAGUUAAUGAGUUGAGAGAGGAAGUUUGGGAGAGUGUCGAAGCUCUACUUGCAGAGUCGAGGACGAGGAAGAAAGGCGAUGGACCGUUUUGGGCUCUUGGUGGUGAUGAGCCUACAGAAGUUGACGCAACAAUCUUUGGGUUUAUUGCUUCGUCGUUGAUUUGCGAAGCAGCUCCGACUUCAGCGGCUAUUAUGAGGAAGCAUUCGAGCUUGAUGGAGUACGCAGGGAGGAUUCAUGAGAGGUAUUUUCCUGAUUAUGAACGAUGGGAGUAGAAUGGUGUUGUGGGCGAAGAGCUGGAGGUAUAGAAAUUAGAUCUCUUGGUGUACAGCAUUAGCAAGCAAGACUGUCUGUCGGUUACUACAGAAUACAGAUAGAUCUCAACUAGAUUUAUCCCAAGAAUCAGGGUACAUGCCAACAAUUCCCAUCGUGAG
Molecule: messenger RNA, 1085 nt
Organism: Fusarium verticillioides 7600
Lineage: Eukaryota; Fungi; Ascomycota; Sordariomycetes; Hypocreales; Nectriaceae
Exons: 2
Coding region: 165-926 (253 amino acids)
Source: RefSeq, a predicted model, not a curated record